AUGUUGUCUCAAUUGGCCUCGAGCUGGGAAUCCGAAAUCUCCAAGUAUGGUCAAAACAUCCGUCGCGCGCAAAUAGGGAGGAUAUAUCGGCCAAGGGAUGAACAGCUGUGCACAUGGAAAAUAGUACGCCUCCUGGUGAAUAUGAUUCUACAAGACGCCGAGUUAUACCUCAUCCUAUCCGACGCCGUCCAAGCAAACGCGGAUGAAGUCCCUCGCGGCUACUACUUCAUGGAAACUUUCAAGUACUCCUGGUUCGAGGUCACAGCUGCAACCUCAGAGGCCUUAUUUGAGCUGGGCAUCAGUAACAUCCGCAAACCCACUGCCUUCACUCUUUAA
Messenger RNA from Cyclocybe aegerita, 336 nucleotides. NCBI's taxonomy places the organism in Eukaryota, Fungi, Basidiomycota, Agaricomycetes, Agaricales, Hemipholiotaceae. The record is from the annotation of a GenBank genome assembly.